Molecule: messenger RNA, 3114 nt
Organism: Lepus europaeus (European hare)
Lineage: Eukaryota; Metazoa; Chordata; Mammalia; Lagomorpha; Leporidae
Product: putative ankyrin repeat domain-containing protein 19
Exons: 6
Coding region: 886-1728 (280 amino acids)
Molecular function (GO): protein binding
Source: RefSeq, a predicted model, not a curated record
UAUACUGAAGAUCAACUUAGUAUAUACUAAGCAAGGGUUUCAACAGGCUGCACUCACACAACCGCACAAGGUAUAGGGUACUGUUCGACUAGUAGUGUUUUUACGUUUCAUAGUAAAACACAUUAGGGACAGAGAUCCUACGUGGGGAGUAUGUACCCAGUGACUCCCGUUGUUGAUUUAACAAUUGGCACUCUUAUUUAUGACAUCAGCAAUCACCUGAGACUCUUGCUAUGAGCUGUCUAGGCUAUGGAAGCCCCUUGAGUUCACCGACUCUGAACUUGUUUAGUCAAGGCUGUAUCACAGUGGAGGUUCCUUCCUCCCUUCAGAGAAAGGCGCCUCUCUCCUUGAUGGCCUGCUCCUUCUGCUGGGUUCUUGUUCACCAGGAUCUUUCAUUUAGAUUGCUUUUUUAUGCAAAUGUAAUUUUAACAGUGAUUUUUUGGUACAUUUUAGUAAGAUUCACAGUGAAAGAUGCAGGUUUGUGUGUAUGUGUGAAAUAUAGGAAAUGAAACAUGAGUAAAAGAUAGCUGAUUUCUACACAUGGGCACCACACUUGGUAUUGCCAUCCCAUAUGGGGCUUACCUCACUGUGGAUAAAGGUCUCCACCACCUUUGACUUUUAGAGUUGCUCCUCUGUGAGAGACCACGACUUGACACAUGAUACUGAUGCCCCAUGCCCACAAGGCCUUUGUGCACAUGCGUUGUGCCUUCAGCACCUGAAGUGCGCACUGUGGAAUGUGUACAGCAGCGUUGCUUGGCACCGGCUGUUCAUUCUGAGCUGAGAGACUGCAGACUGCAGAGCUGCAUUGUGGCACCGUAGUGUUCCGACCAGUUGAUUGGUGUGUUUUUGUGCUCCAGAAGUGGCGAAAAGCUGCUAGGUGCCUAGAGGAUGAGGAAAGUUGUCUGGUGGGCUUCAAAGAAGUCCUCCGUCGGGUGCGAGAAUGGGAUUGAGGCCCAAUUCGGCUACCGCAUCCGAUGCAAGGACCUCCGGAAGCUCCACAAGGCUGCCAGUGAAGGGGACGUAGCCAGGGUCCAGCACCUCUUCUUGCUGAAGAAAAGCAGCACGAAUGACCGCGACAGGAAGAACAGGACUGCCCUGCAUUUGGCAUGCGCCAAUGGUCAUUCGGAAGUGGUGAUGCUCCUUCUUGAAAGAAAAUGCAUGAUCAAUGUCACUGACAAUAACAGCAUGACACCUCUGAUGAAGGCUGUUCAGAGCCAUGAAGAAAAAUGUGCACGAAUUCUACUCGAUCACGGGGCUGAUCCAAAUGUUAUAGAUGAGAAUGGCAACACAGCCCUCCACUAUGCAGCCUACUGUGAGAAUGUUGCAAUAGCAAAACAAUUACUCUUACGAAGUGCCGAUAUUGAAGUGAGGAACAAGGAUGGCUUCACACCACUAUUACUUGCAAUAUCUGAAAAUGGUGAGGAGAUAGCAGAAUUUUUGAUUAAGAAAGGAGCCAAUAUUCAUGCUGUUGAUAAGAUUAAACGGACGGCUCUCAUGCUGGCCGCACAAUAUAGAUCUACUAAGAUAGUAAGGCUUCUUCUAGAAAAAGGAAUUGAUGCCUCUUACUUAAACAUGUAUGGAUGGCCUGCAAAGAAGUUUGCUCUUGUUACAUUCAAUCUAGCUAAUCUCCAGCUAAUUCUGGAUUAUGAAGAUGAACACAGAUACAAAAUGCUUGAAAAGAAUAAUCUAGGUAAGUCUUCUAGUGAAUCACAUCUGGUGUUCCUGCCUUAGGUAAAAAUCACAAAAGAGGAGGUGAAAAUCAGUGACUAAAUCCAUGUGAAUUUUCCUAGCCACUUUUGUUCUUUUUUUCGUAUUUUUAAAAAUGUUAUUUAAGUUAUACAAGUUUCAUGUAUUUCAUGUAUAGAUUUAGGAACAUAGUGAUACUUCCCACCCAGCAUUCCCUCCUGCCCAUACUCCAACCCUUCUUCCUCCCCCUCUCCUAUUCCUGUUCUCAAUUUUUAGAGAGAUCUAUUUUGAAUUUUCUUAAUGGUGGUAAGGUUAACCCUUCUCACACACACACACACACACACCUCUCACACUGGAGUGUCAGGGUUUGGUUUCCUCCUCCAGACCCUGACUUCAGCUUCUUAACAUGGCAGACCAUAGGAAGACUGGUGAUGGCUCAGGUAACUGAACUUAUGUCACUGAUGUCAAAACCUGGAUUUCACUCCUGUCUCCUGGCCUCAGCCCUGGCCCAUCACCAGCUCUUGUGGACAUUUCAGGAGUGAACCAGUAAAUAGAAAUAUUGUCUCUUUCCUUGCUGCUCUGUGUGUCUCUCUAUGCCUGGCAAAUCAAUAAGUACAUAUUUCAAAAACAAAUUAUUAAGCUAUCGUAAUCAAAGCAAUCUGGUAGAAGCAUAUUGCAAAGGACACAUAGAGUAGAGGAACAAAACAGAAAGCAGCAAAAUAAAUCUAAACAUUUAUAAUCAACUAAUAUUUUAAAGAUUUAUUUAUUUGAAAGGCACAGUUCCAGAGACAGUGGGAGAGACAGAGAGAAGGAGAGAUCUUUCAUUCACUGGUUUACUCCCCAAAUGGCCACAAUGGAGCUUCUUCUGGGUCUCCCACAUGGGUGUAGGGACCCAAGGACUUGGGCCAUCUUCCUCUGCUGUCUCAGACACAUUAGCAGUGAGCUGGAUCAGAGGUGGAGCAGCAGGACUUAAACCUGUGCCCACAUGGGAUGCCAGCACCACAAGCAGUGGCUUCACCUGCUGUUCCACAACACCAGUCCUGAUAAACUAAUUUUUGACAAGGGCAUCAAGAAGACACAAUGGGAAAAUGAGAGGGUUUUCAAUAGACUGUGAUUGUCAGACCAGAUUUUCACAGGCUAAAGACUAAAUAUUGGACUCUUAUCUUACACCAUUCACGUAUGCUAGGUGCUUUAGAACAACAGAGACUUCUUGUUCCAAGACUCUUAACAUCUAGCAACUUGAAAGAGAGCUGAGAGGAGGCCCAUACUCCCUCUCAAGGUCUCUGACAAGCUUCUGGUGGCUUCUUGGCUUGUUAUAGUAUAGAUUCAAUCUUGCCAUGCCAUUUUACUUAGAAACAAUGGAUUCAGAUUAGACGUAAUGAUUACAUCUUUUAAAAGAUAUAUUUAUUUUAUUUGAAAGGCAGAGAGAGA